ACGUGGGCAAGGGUGCUUGCCUUGCUUCAUACAAACAAAUGUUGAUGGGUGUAGUGCACGAUGGAAUGAGCAUCGUGUCAUGUUUUGGAUUUAAUAGAUAUACAUGUACACAUAUGACUUGAAUUAUGUGGCUUAAACCUGAAGAGGUACUGCUGAAAAAUGCAUUCAAGCUAUGGGUAACGGAAAAAAACAAUGAUUAUUUCGUUUUACAGAGGAGACGAGGAUAUGGAGAAGGUGGGGGCGGGUUGACAGGCCUUCUGGUGGGAACCUUGGACACAGUGUUGGACUCCACAUCCAAGGUUGCCCCCUUCCGCAUCUUACACCAGACACCAGACUCACAAGUCUACUGGUCUGUAGCAUGUGGUGCCACCAAAGAGGAGAUCAGUCGUCACUGGGAGUGGCUGCAGCACAACAUCAUGAGGACCCUGUCUGUGUUCGACUCCAGCGAUGACAUCACCAGCUUUGUCCAAGGAAAAAUAAGAGGUCUGAUUGCAGAGGAAGGGAAAGUGUGGCAUGUGCAGGAGGACGACCCGGAGAAGUUCCGCGAGGCCCUGCUGAGGUUUGAGAAGUGGUUUGAGCUGCCUCAGAGGGAGAAGCUGGUGACCUACUACUCCUGCAGCUACUGGAAGGGCCGUGUGCCCUGCCAGGGCUGGCUCUACCUCAGCACCAACUUCCUGAGUUUCUACUCCUACCUCCUGGGAGCUGAGGUGAAGCUGGUGAUCUCCUGGGAUGAGGUCUGGAGACUGGAGAAGACAUCCAAUGUGAUCCUGACGGAGAGCAUCCAUGUGCAGGCCCACGGAGACCAUCAUUACUUCUCCAUGUUCAUGCACCUCAGCGAGACAUUCCUCAUCAUGGAGCAGCUGGCUGACUACUCCGUCAAACGCCUGUUUGAUAAGGAGACCUUUCAGGGAGAGCCUGCCCUGUGUGACCCUUUGCAAAUCACCAAGAGAGGCCUGGAAACUCACGCCAGGAACGAGCAGUUCAGGGCGUUCUUCCGGCUACCCAGGGAGGAAAACCUGCUGGAGGUGUACGAGAGUUUCCUGUGGGUGCCCUUCAGCCACUUCAACACGCUUGGCAAGAUCUGUCUGUCUGAGAGCUACCUGUGCUUCGCCAGCCAAGAUGGCAGCCAGUGCCACGUUAUCAUCCCCAUCCGAGAGGUGAUUGGUGUGGAGAACCCGGACAGGAGCAGCAGAGUGUUGACGGUGUGUGUGCGGGGGAAGAGGGCGCUUCGCUUCUCAGAGGUCCGGGACUACGAACGGCUCGCCAGCGCAAUUCGCAGGAGGUGUGGGAUGACAGCCAGCCCUCUGCACUCCACGCCACCCGAGGUCAUACGAGGGGAAUGUCAGUCGCUGAUCAACCACUUUGAGGACAACCCAGAGGAUGUGACUCUGAUGGUGGGGCAGAAGGACACCAGCAAAGCCGUGAGCACCGAAGCUCUCAUGACCGUGUUCCACCCGCAAGACGCAGAGAACCUCGACCCCAAAAUGCUGAAGGAGAAGAUGAAGGAACAGUCGUGGAACAUCCACUUCUCAGAGUACGGCCGCGGCACCAGCAUGUUCUGCACCAAGAAGACCCGCAACCUGAUAGUCCGUGGAGUUCCUGAGUCCUUAAGAGGAGAGCUGUGGAUGCUGUUUUCAGGUGCAGUGAACGACAUGGCGACUCACCCCGGCCACUACACCGAGCUGGUGGAGCAGUCGCUGGGAACGAGCACCCUGGCCACUGACGAGAUCGAGCGGGACCUCCACCGCUCCCUCCCAGAGCACCCCGCCUUCCAGAGCGAGACGGGGAUCUCCGCCCUGCGGCGCGUCCUCACCGCCUACGCCUACAGGAACCCCAAGAUCGGCUACUGCCAGGCCAUGAACAUCCUGACAUCGGUUCUCCUCCUUUACGCCAAAGAGGAGGAGGCUUUCUGGCUGCUGGUGGCUGUAUGUGAGAGGAUGCUGCCUGACUACUUCAACCGCAGGAUAAUUGGAGCGCUGGUGGACCAGGCGGUGUUCGAGGAGCUGAUCAGGGAGCAGCAGUCCCAGCUGACGGAGCACAUGACAGACCUCAGCUUCUUCUCCUCCGUGUCCCUGUCCUGGUUCCUCACGCUGUUCAUCAGUGUCCUGCCCAUCGAGAGCGCCGUCAACGUGGUGGACUGCUUCUUCUACGACGGCAUCAAAGCCAUCCUGCAGCUGGGUCUGGCUGUCCUCAACUGCAACAUGGAGGCUCUCGUCAGCUGCCAAGACGACGCAGAGGCAGUCACCAUCCUCAACAAGUUUUUCGACAGCGUGACGAACAAGGACAGCCCCCUGCCCCCCACAGUGCAACAGGCGUCGCUCGGCAACAACGACAAGUCCUCCCACUCCAGGAUGGACAUCAGUGACCUCAUCAAAGACGCCUAUGAGAGAUUCGGAGACAUUCGAUCAGAGGAAGUGGAGAGCAUGCGUAAACGAAACAAACUCUAUGUCAUCCAAACCUUGGAAGAUACAACCAAGCAAAACGUUCUUCGGGUCGUGUCUCAGGAGGUGAAGUUUAGUGGUCCUCAGCUGGACGAUCUGUAUGCAUUGUUCAAGAGGCAGCAUUUUCUCAGUUGCUACUGGACGAUGAACAGCCCAGCGCUGCUCCACCACGACCCCAGCCUGGCCUACCUGGAGCAGUACCAGCUGGGCCUCCAGCAGUUCCGCCUGCUCUUCUCCCUCCUGGAGCCCUGGUCUCUCAGCAGCAGUACAGACACGCUGGCUCUCUGGGCCUUCCGCCUCAUAGACGAGAACCAGGACGGCCUUGUCAACUUUAAGGAGUUCUGCUUGGCCCUGGACAUCCUGUACAGUGGCUCUUUCACCAAUAAACUGAAGUUCCUGUUUAAGCUUCACCUGCCUCCAGCUUUCACAGGAAGUCCUUUCCACUCAAAGGGUCAACAGUUUCCUCACUUUGUUCCAGUGACUGAAGACAUCUCUCAUCUCAGUAGACUGACUGUGUCAGAUCUUCCAGAGGAUGGUGUGAUACGAAAGAGCCCUGAAAGAGGCAGAGGAAAGGUAGAUCUACAAGCCUACCUGAAGCAAUGGCAAGAUGAGAUCCUUAAGAAAGAGGAGAGCAUUAAGGAUCUACCCAGAAUUAACCAGGCUCAGUUCAUCCAGUUCUCCAAGACCAUGUACAGUCUGUUCCACGGCGACCCAGAGGAGGAGCCUCUGUACCGGGCAGUGGCCAGAGUAACCAGCCUGCUGCUGAGGAUGGAGGAGGCAGGACGUCGGCUGCAGGAGACCAGCAGCCCUCGGGAGACCCCCAGCCCCCCUCCAGCUCCUGCAGAGGGGGGUCUGGCGGAGGGGGAGGCCUCUGCCCCCGUGGAGAGCUCCCAGCCCCCCAGCCCCCCUGGCCCCCUGGUGGGCGCGGCUGCCAGCCCUCAGGAGAUGGAGUGGUCCUUCUCCUUCGAGCAGGUGCUUGCGUCCCUCCUCAACGAGCCUGUUGUUGUGCGCUUCUUUGAAAAGCCUGUGGACAUUCAAGCUCGCGUGGACAGUGCCAAGACCGCCCAGGUCAAGGCCAAGGCAAACAAGUAGAACGACACAUUACGGGUCAAGACGACUUUUCAAAGCCAUCAAGUUAUCAUGACUCUGCCUCACUGCUGUCCUCUUUUGUGUCAUUGCUUGGUCAGGCAGCAGAAACAGGUUGAAAGUCAACACCGUGGACAUAAAGUACACUUUGCAGAGAAAGCAGUCACGUUCUGUGAAGUCAGUCUGUUCUGUAGUGUUGUACUGUACGUCCUAUCUUAGACUCGUAAUUUGCACACCAGCGAAACUCAUCUGGCAUUUUGCUUUUACUGUAUGUAACAGUGACUUUUCCUCAUGCAGCCUUAAUUCAUAUUAUUUUUUCAGAAACACCAGCUUUUCAAAGUGAGGUUGGCAGGAAUGAUGUAGGGAAGGACAAAGCGCUGCAAUGGAAUCCGAAGAAGCCAUAGCAUACAGUCACACUCACCCCUCAUAGCAUACAGUCACACUCACCCCUCAUAGCAUACAGUCACACUCACACCUCAUAGCAUACAGUCACACUCACCCCUCAUAGCAUACAGUCACACUCACACCUCAUAGCAUACAGUCACACUCACACCUCAUAGCAUACAGUCACACUCACCCCUCAUAGCAUACAGUCACACUCACCCCUCAUAGCAUACAGUCACACUCACCCCUCAUAGCAUACAGUCACACUCACCCCUCAUAGCAUACAGUGGCUAAAACCAGAGGACAUGCAGUUGACUGAGUACAAACUAUUUAACUUCUACUUAACUUUUAACUUCAAAAAAGAGAAGAUUGGAUUUUCUUGGUUUGAGUUCAGUUUAUUUGUUUUGUGACACAAUGAAGGUACAUAAUCAGGUUAAGCUUAGUUAUUGUUUGUGGAGAUUCUUCAUGCAAGUGAAAACACAAAGGGAACAUACAACAUGCUGAGCCCAAGUUCCUAAAUAAUUAUAAUUUAGUUGACUUCCGUAAAACACUUCUUACAUACUGAAAUGCAAUGGUUUUGUAAAGAAUAUCAUGACUGAAAUAACAAAAGCCUUUUGUCGUUGCCAAGUUAGAGCCCUUUCAGGGCAAAAGAAACUAGCUAAAUGUAAAGGUAGCAGAUGAAUCGGGUUCAAACUCCAGAAUUGGUGAACUGAGUAUUUUAAAGUCAAUCAACAAAUCAAACAUAUGCAGAAUAGAGAGACUUUGACAUGUAUUUGCUUCACCAACACUUUAGAUGUAACUUGGUAUUUGCUCAAAUAGACAAAGAAAAAAUAUGUAGCACCUUAAACUCUGGUCUUUCUUUAGGCACUACUUAGUGAGUACAAUAUUUCUACUGAAAGUAAUGUUACAAUCUGAAAGGGACGUGUUUAUUCUAGUAAUUAGGUUCAAAAGUAGAGGAAAGUAAUGAGAUGAGAUAUUUAAGAUUAGGUUAUCAUUUGUUAGAUAUUCUAUAAUUUCAUUCAGUUCUAAAGGGAAUACUGUGUAUCAUGUAAUUCAUGAUAACUUUCAUCAAGGUAUAUAAAAUAAUUGUGGUAUAUUUUGAUAGUUGGAUUUUUGAGACUGCAAGUUAAAUACGUUGAUAGUGUCUAACUGCUAUACAUUCCCUUUAUUAUUUUAUUCGAUGUUUUUUGAAUUGCAGUUAAGCAUGAAGUGGGUGCAUGGGCAUGGAUACAUGAUGGAAACAGAACUCAAAUGCAAUGGAUAGUUUGUUCUGUUCGACGUACUGUUCUGUACAAAGUCGUAUUUUUUUGUUUUUUCAAUUUACAUAAUUCAAAGAUGUGUAUGUAGGAUGGAUAUGUCUAUUUUACACAACCAGUGAUAAAUGUUUAUUUUCAAAGCCUGUGUCAAAGGCAAGAGAUGUGGUAUGUGCAGCUGUAUAUGGUCUGUUUUCCUUGUUUGAACGUUCCUGACUUGGUGCCAACUGUGUAAAAUCUUUGCAAUUUGAUACAGUAGUCUCCAGUUCAUAAAGCCCUCAUCACACAUCAAGUACGUACCUCUUAGCUGCUAGGGCCUUUUAAACAUUGUUACUAAACUAGCCUCACUUAACGCAAUAGCACAAUAUCAUGAAGCAUUUAUGAUGAACUGGCUGUUUUUUGUGUUAUAGUUAAUUGAUAUGGAGUUAAUAUUUGUCAAGUUCAUUAAUAUGCUAAGUUUAUUUUGAAAGUAAAUGUAUUCCCUAUAUUGCAGAAGUUGUCAAGUCUUGAGGCAAAACAAGAAGAUUUGACCUGUAGUUAUCAAUGUCGGUAUGUACCUGUCACGGUUGUUAAUGUGGCUGGCUUACAUUACAACCCCAUACAGCAGACAUUUCAAGAUCGUAUCCAAGUUGAGGAUACAUAAGCUGAAUAUGCCAACUGUCUUUACUGUCUCAUGAUUGAACCAAACCUGCAAGAGACAUGGUUCAAAUGUUUAAAUUGCACUGUAGGCCUAUAUGCACUAUAAACAUGCAGAGUCAGAUUAAUUUGGCUGCAAUAUCAUACUAUCAUUAGUGAAAUGGAGUACUGUAUUGUAACAUGUAUUACACUUACUUUAGAUGAGACAAAUCUCAUAGCACAAAUAGUACUAGAAAUCUGUCGAUUUUUAUCCAUGACCCUAAUUAUUCAAGUUGGCCUACCCCUUCAAAACGUAUAUGAAUGGUUUCCUAAAUUGAUGAGUCUACUUGUGUAACCUAAUGUACUGCCUCUUUAUUGAUUUUCUGUUAUUGAGGGUUGUAGUUCUGUGUGAAUACAGAACAUGAAUAUGGAACAGGCUUGCAGAGGAAGUCAUUAUGCCUGUGCCUAUCACACGUGACACUUUAUGUGAAUGUCAGAUGUCUUCAAAAUAAAUUAAAAUGUUUUCAUAGAAA
This is a messenger RNA of Osmerus eperlanus (European smelt), 6312 nucleotides long. RefSeq names its product TBC1 domain family member 8B (gene tbc1d8b). Bases 126 to 3533 code for a protein of 1135 amino acids. Lineage: Eukaryota; Metazoa; Chordata; Actinopteri; Osmeriformes; Osmeridae. The record is from RefSeq and is a predicted model, not a curated record. Gene Ontology annotation, molecular function: calcium ion binding. The transcript is spliced from 21 exons.